This is a messenger RNA of Peronospora farinosa, 1281 nucleotides long. The record is from the annotation of a GenBank genome assembly. NCBI's taxonomy places the organism in Eukaryota, Oomycota, Peronosporomycetes, Peronosporales, Peronosporaceae.
AUGAUCUACUACAGUAAGCGUACUCUAUGGCGUCUUUUGCUCCACUCACAUGGCUCAUCGAUCGCCACAUCGUCUACGAUCAGUCGUGCUGCAGUGAUAGUAGUUUUGUCAACUGCAGUGGUUGCUUUACAGCGUAAGAAACCGACGUUAUUCUUCUCUACUGAAGCUUUGAAUCAGCUGCUGCUCUCUGCGUCGAUCUUCCUGGCAAUUCUCGUGGGUUUAAGACUUUUUGCAGCCUUGCAUCAAUGGCAAAAAGGUGUGGAUGAUGUCAGUACAAUUGCUGAUGCCGCACGCACAUUGAUAGCCACGACCUGUGCUUUUGUGCACUUUUCACGCAAAGGUGUGGCCGAUCGUGCUCAGAUUCGCAACAAAUGUCAAUUCCUUCGAGACGUCAAGCGUUACAUUUUGUUGUAUGUUACACUAGUGUUUCAUGAUUGUAAUGAAAGUGACGGACCAUUGGAAUUGCGUGCGUUAUUGACACCAAAAGAAGCGGAUGAGCUUUCGAGCACAGAAGUUUUCACACUAGGAGAACAGACAUGGAAUCGAGAAUGCAAUGUAGUCGGAUCACCAAAUAAACUGCGAGCAGCCAUUGUAGAACUUUGGUUGCGUCGUACGAUUAAUCGAGCAAGAAGGAAAAGCUACGUGACAAUGGAGCAAGCCAUGCAACUUGACAAGAUUGUGUCGACUUUACCGCAAAUGUACACGAGGAUUUUCAAUCUGUCUAAUGUACCAAUUGCUUUCAAUUUGGCACAAUGUCUCUAUGUGUGUUUUGUUGGCUUUUUGCUCCUGAUGGCAGCCACAUUGGCUCCAGAAAUGGGAUUUAUGACAACAUUUUACGUGGGAAUUGCUGCAGUACUGCUGUUUGCGCUAGAUAACGUCGCUUCGUCUAUCGAGUGUCCAUUUGGUACGGGUGCUAAUGAUGUGGAUCUAGAAGCGCGUAUCUUGUGUAUUCAAGACGAGCUCAAGGUUAUUCUGCAAGCGCAUUUCCACUCGGUCGACCACGUAAAUUCGUUCAAAGAACAGGAUCGCAUGGCGUCAUUGUCAUCACUUCUCUCGGUCGACGUCGAGACGACAAGUCGUGGGCGUACACGUCACGAGUCGGUGUCAUCGUCAUACUCGUCAAAGGAACGUUCGUCUCAGUACGCUGCACCAUCUUCAACAUCGGCCACCGAUCGAGCUGUGUUGCUGUCAAUCCAACCCGAUGCGUACGGCGCUAUCGCAGAGGAUGACGAUGAAUUGGCAAUGCACGGAUCGGAUGAUCACGCGCACAUCGCUGUUUAG